Messenger RNA from Paramormyrops kingsleyae, 3150 nucleotides. RefSeq names its product thymocyte selection-associated high mobility group box (gene tox). Gene Ontology annotation, cellular component: nucleus. Gene Ontology annotation, molecular function: chromatin DNA binding. Gene Ontology annotation, biological process: leukocyte differentiation; regulation of transcription by RNA polymerase II. Lineage: Eukaryota; Metazoa; Chordata; Actinopteri; Osteoglossiformes; Mormyridae. The record is from RefSeq and is a predicted model, not a curated record.
UGUUGGGAGCGCAUAAGCAAAUAGGACACUGGCUCACUAAGUGAACGGGCCAGUCACUGCCAGUACAUCUCAUACCGUCAAAGAAAGACAACUUCUCCGCGACUGCACUGCCCGCGAUCGCCUUCUAAAAGCCUAAAAAAGCAAAAGCCAUCACUUGGGUAUACAUUCAUUUGCAGAAACCUUGUGGUACUGGUUCAUCUAAAGUCAUUUUUUUCUUCUCAAAACCGCGAACGGAUGUGAGGCAGAGACAAUUUUCAGCACUACUAAUACCUCGGUUUUAAGUUGCGCGCCGAUUUCUCUCUCUUUUUUGUGCCGACUCCUCUUGCAAGAAAAGAAGGGGAACUGAAUAGGAGGUGAUUGAUUGAUGUUUCUUCUGAAAUGGACGUAAGGUUUUAUCCUCCUCCACCCCAGCCUCCAUCAGCCACAGAUCCGACUUGUUUGGGACCCUCGCAUCGCUUGGACCCUUACUAUUGCAAUAAGUUUGAAGACAUGUACAUGAGCACAUCAGAAUCGAGCCAGGACUUCCCGUCGUCGGGCCAGGAGAGUGCCAUCCAGCGACAGCCAAACACGAAACUGACUGGAGUCACCUGGAAACAGGACAUGGACUGUCCUCGGCCUCCAUGGUGUUAUCCUGUACCAAGCCUCAGCGACGAUGGCCUCAAUAUCCCCCCCAUCACCCCCCCAACCCUGCCAGAGCACGCUUUAGUCCACAUGCCAGAGUCGGAGCCUGGGGGCUACCACCUCCUGUGCCCCCCUGUUUCUCAGAAUGGACUCAACCCCUUCCACCCCCAGAACAUGGACCUUCCCGCUAUCACCGUGUCCAACAUGCUGAGCCAGGAUGGGCCCCUGCUUUCCAAUUCAUUAUCUAUGAUGCAGGAAAUGGCAAAUUCAGACUCGCCCCGAUACAACAGCCAUGCUCAGAUGGAGACCCCCAGACCCAGGAUCCAAUCAGUCGUGAUGCAACACGGUCAGCUGUCCACGAUCAACCAAUCACAGCUCAGCGCACAGCUCGGCUUGAGUGGGAACAACAUUACCCACAAUUCCCCAUCACCCCCUGGAAGCAAGUCAGCAACUCCUUCACCAUCUAGUUCAGUACAUGAAGAUGAAACUGAUGAGUCAUUAAAGAGCAACGGCGCAGAGAAGAGGCCAGCGGCGGACAUGGGAAAGAAGCCCAAGACGCCCAAGAAGAAGAAGAAGAAGGACCCCAACGAGCCGCAGAAGCCGGUGUCGGCCUACGCCCUCUUCUUCCGCGACACGCAGGCGGCCAUCAAAGGCCAGAACCCUAACGCCACCUUCGGCGAAGUUUCCAAGAUUGUGGCCUCUAUGUGGGAUGGUCUGGGUGAAGAACAGAAGCAGCUGUACAAGAAGAAGACCGAAGCGGCCAAGAAGGAGUACCUGAAGCAGCUGGCGGCGUACAGAGCUAGCUUGGUGUCCAAGAGUUACAGCGAACCUGUGGAGGUGAAGACGUGCCAGACAUCGCAGAUGCUGGGCCCCAAGCCUUCACUCUUCCCAGGAGCCCCCCCCGUCCACUCAGGGCUUUACUUGGGUCCCCCGUACCACCCGCAGGGCUCCAUGAACCCCUCCCACCUGCCAGGUCUGCACCCCGGCCUGCCCCGCAGCAUCGCCCCCAAGGCCAGUGCCCCCAUGCCCGUGUCCAUGGCCAGGAUGGCGGCGUCACCUCCCCCGCAGCUCCAGAUCAGCCCCCCCCUACACCAGCACCUGGGCCUCCCUCCAACACACCAGUCUAUUGCCAUGCAGCAGCAACAGCAGCCGCAGCUGACCGGCCACCAGAUGGCGCUGCACUCUCCAUCUAUGCCACAGCAGGGAUUUCCCCUACAAGGAGAGUUCCAGAACAUCCUGGGGUGCAACUCUCCCGGUGGCCAGGCGUCGUCCCCGGUGAUGGAUUACAUGCGGUCCGGUUGUAGGAACCCCCCAGCACAGAGUGUGGAGUGGAGCAGCGAGUACUGCAGUAACGGAAACCUGCCGAGAGACAAAGCCCUGUACCUCACCUGAUCUGGAGAUGGGAGUUUCCACGGAAAUCCCCCCCAUCGCCUCCUCGCGUUGGAAGCAGACCUUCAUCUCUGCGGAAAAUCCAGUCACCGAGCACUUACAACUUCAUAUCUUACACUUAAGAUUUUUCCAGGUCGGCCAAGAAAGGAAUUCAAAAAACGAAAUGCAAGGACUUGCUUUUUCAGAAAAAAAAAAAACGAAAACAAUUUGAUUGCACGAAACAGGGACGGGAAGGGAAAUGUGGAACAAAACGCUUACAUCUGAUGGUUAUUGCUUUGGAGUUUCCCUAGCAAAUGGGCUUAGAUUCUGUAGUUUUUUUUUCAGGAAAGAAAUUGUAGUCUUCUGUUAUUGUUUUAAAAGUCGGGGUUGAAAGGUAUCUGUGAAGACUUUUAACAGCUUUUUAUAGUCAACAUAGCAUCUCUGUAAAUAUAUUUGACCUUACACUCUUUUAGAGUAUAAAAAACAUUUAAGUAUGGUGCGAUUUAAUCAAGACAAGCUUACAUACAGUACGUCUUUAAAAUGGGCGUUAAAUUAAAAAUAUCCUCCUAUUUUUGCCUAAUUUUAAGGAGUAUUCCAACUGAGAAAUUACUAUAUUUUACAAAAAAAAAAAAAACAAUUUAACCUGGUUCUCAAAAAUUAUUAUAAAAAUCUGUUGACCCACGAAGGUGCAUGAGUUAUCUGAAGAGGCAGGAAAAGGAGAAUGAAUCAAAAGGAAAGAAAGUUUAUUUUGUACUACAUAGAAAAGCCUUUUUGUAUCAAUUGUUGUGUGUUAAUUAGUAAGUAUCCCUCAAACUCUGUGUGGAACAACCAAUGGCUUCUGUGAUGUUAAAUAGACACAGUAACAGACUGAAAACUACUAAAUUAUAAAUCGGGCACAUCUGUGUAUUAUUAUUAUUAUUAUUAUUCUUAUUAUUAUUAUUAUUUCUUGAUAAUAAGGCUAUAUUUAAUCUUUUUUUAAGGAAACGUUUUUCGCUUGUUUACGAUAUAAUGAUAUAAUGGUGGUUGUAAGUAACUAUGUUAGCACCAAAAGGACAUUUUUUUCUGUUUAUUUUUGGACAAGUGGAUCCAGGAAAACCAUGUGAAUAUUAUUAUUUAGUUUUUAUUGUGUUUCCAAAAAAAUAAAUAAAUAAGUAAAACCUG